This is a messenger RNA of Capsicum annuum, 2443 nucleotides long. RefSeq names its product cellulose synthase-like protein E6. The transcript is spliced from 8 exons. Bases 6 to 2402 code for a protein of 798 amino acids. Gene Ontology annotation, biological process: cellulose biosynthetic process; plant-type primary cell wall biogenesis. Gene Ontology annotation, molecular function: mannan synthase activity; cellulose synthase (UDP-forming) activity. Gene Ontology annotation, cellular component: trans-Golgi network; plasma membrane. Lineage: Eukaryota; Viridiplantae; Streptophyta; Magnoliopsida; Solanales; Solanaceae. The record is from RefSeq and is a predicted model, not a curated record.
AUAUAAUGCAUAUCCACCAACCUCCUCCAGUACUUCAUUUGCAUAUAAUAUACAACAAUAAUAAAACAUCUAUUUUAUAUAAUGCGUAUCCACCAAGUAAAUCAUAUCUGCACUCUUCGAUUCAUUUGCAUAUAAUAUACAACAAUAAUAAAACAUCUAGAAGAGGAAGAGGAAGAGGAAGAGGGAGAGAGAUGGGGGAAGAAACUUUGCAUCUUCCACUGUUUGAGUCAAAGGAAGCAAGAGGAAGGAAUAUGUACAAGCUAUUUGCUUUAACAGUGUUGGUAGGUAUUUGCUUAAUAUGGUUAUACAGAUUAAUUAAUAUGCCAAGUAGAGGUGAAACUGGGAGAUUGGCAUGGAUGCUCCUCUUCUUAGCUGAGCUCUGUUUUGGUUUCUACUGGAUUAUUACUCAAUCGGCUCGUUGGCAUGUUAUAUAUCAGUAUCCUUUCAAGGAUAGACUUUCCCUCAGAUAUAAUAAGGAGAAGUUGCCGGGGUUGGACAUAUUCGUUUGUACAGCAGAUCCAAUAAUGGAACCUCCAACACUGGUGAUUAACACAGUAUUGUCAGUAAUGUCAUAUAAUUAUCCUCCUGAAAAUUUGAGUGUUUAUCUUUCUGAUGAUGGGGCUUCACAAUAUACUUUUUAUGCUCUUCUUGAGGCCUCUCAAUUCUCAAGAUAUUGGAUACCUUUUUGCAAGAGAUUCAGUAUCGAGCUUAGGUCCCCUGCUGCCUACUUUGAACAUGAUGCCUGCAAUUUAAAUGAUACUAGUGAAGUUUUUGCUCAACAGUGGUUCGAUACCAAGAAGUUAUAUGAAGAUAUGAAAACGAGGAUUGAAGCCGCCAUAGAAAGCGGUAGCAUCCCCAAUGAAAUUAAGGCUCAGCAUAAAAGGUUCUCAGAGUGGAACUCCAAAGUUACAAAGCAAGAUCACCAGUCUAUUGUUCAGAUUCUAAUAGAUGGAAGAAACCAUAACAUGACUGACGUGGAUGGGAAUCGACUGCCAACACUUGUCUAUAUGUCGCGAGAGAAAAAAACAAAUUGCCCACAUAACUUUAAGGCUGGAUCAAUGAACUCAUUGAUACGAGUUUCGUCACAAAUAAGCAAUGCGCCUAUCAUCCUCAACUUGGAUUGUGACAUGUACUCGAACGAUCCAGAUGCAAUACAAGAAGCAUUGUGCUUCUUCAUGGACAAAAAUCAAGGACAUAAGAUAGCCUACGUCCAGCAUCCUCAGCGUUAUUAUAAUGCAACCAAGAAUGAUAUUUACGGAAAUGUGGCUCGAGUUACUCAUGAUAUUGAACUUGCUGGAAUAGGAGGUUACGGAGCUGCUCUAUACUGUGGCACUGGAUGUUUUCACAGAAGGGAAAGUCUCUGUGGCAGAAAAUUCUCUGAGGAUCAAACUAUUGAAUGGACUAACAACAAGGAAGAAAAAUCCACCGAUAAAACUGCGGAAGAAUUAGAGGAAGCAUCAGAAGUAGUUGCAAACUGUAGCUAUGAGGAGGGGACUCAGUGGGGAAAGCAGAUGGGGCUGAUGUAUGGGUAUCCUGUGGAAGAUAUAAUCACAGGAUUAACAAUCCAAUGCAGAGGAUGGAAAUCAUUGUACUAUAAUCCAAGUAAACCUGCCUUUUUGGGUGUUGCCCCAACCAUUUUAGAUGUUGCUCUUGUUCAGCAUAAGAGAUGGGCAGAAGGCAUGUUUCAGAUUUUCCUAUCCAAAUAUUGCCCCUUCAUAUAUGGCCAUGGCAAAAUCAAAUUGGGUGCCCAAAUGGGGUAUUGCAUUUACCUUCUCUGGCCUCCUGUAUCUGUUCCCACACUAACUUAUGUGUUGGUUCCUUCUCUUUCUCUGCUUCAUGGCAUCCCCCUAUUUCCAAAGGUGUCAAGCCUUUGGUUCUUGCCUUUUGCAUAUGUUUCCAUUGCCAAGUUUGCAUAUUCCUUGGCUGAAGCGAUAAGCUGCGGGGACACACCCAAGUCAUGGUGGAACUUGCAAAGAAUGUGGAUGAUUCGAAGGACAACUUCAUACUUCUUCGCGUUCAUAGAUGUAGUAAGCAAGCAAUUAGGCCUCUCUCAGACAUCAUUCGCGCUCACAACAAAGGUAGUAGAGGACGAUGUCCAGAGGAGAUACGAGCAAGAGAUCAUGGAGUUUGGCAACUCAUCUGUCAUGUUCACCAUCACAGCCACACUUGCAUUGCUUAAUCUAAUUAGUUUCAUUUGGGGAAUCAAGAAACUUGUUAUGGCUGCAACACUAGGAGUGGAAAAUGUUGUGUCACAUGUCAUUCUAUGUGGAUUAAUAGUUCUAGUGAAUGUCCCUGUGUAUGAAGCACUCUUUUUCCGCCGAGACAAGGGUAGCUUUCCAUCCUCUGUACUGUUUCGAUCUGUCAUCCUGGUAUCAAUGGCAUGUUUGCUUCCUGCCUUCUAGAUUGUAAUAGGACAUGAAACAUGGGUUAAAAUUAUUUGGCA